Molecule: messenger RNA, 765 nt
Organism: Emiliania huxleyi CCMP1516
Lineage: Eukaryota; Haptophyta; Isochrysidales; Noelaerhabdaceae
Exons: 2
Coding region: 1-765 (254 amino acids)
Source: RefSeq, a predicted model, not a curated record
AUGCCCACCUCGCUGGAUGGUCUUGACGUCAACCAGCAGCUUGCGUGCAGGCAGCGCGGCGACUCGCGGCUGGUUGGGCUCGUGAGAGGCUGGUGGGAGCGCGACCGUGAUGGCUGCAUCCGGAAUGAUGCCGCCGCUGUUGCGAGUAUCCUGCAGGAUGUGAACAGGAACGAGCGAGUCGAAGAUAUGUCUAGGCUGGAGCUCAGUAGGAAGACCUGCUUCCUUUGUGAUCUCAAACAGCUCACAACCUGUGACAUCAUGCGGGACCGUAAAGCCGCCAGGCAGGCAAGCAUUUGCCAGCUGGCUUACGGCUCGGAGUUUGGCUUCGACACGACGGGGCAGGAGGAGGUCGUCGUGUGGAACCUCUACUUUGGCAACGAGGACGUCGCCAAGAAGACGGUCGAUCACGUCCUCUCCUACAUGCGCAACUCGCCCACGUGGGCCUAUCACGGCGGCGCGCGCAGCUGGGGCGACAUUGGCAACAAUGGCAAGUACCUCGCGACGUUUGGCACGGGCGUGGCCGACCGCGGCCAGAUGCAUUACCGCUCGGGCCUCAACAUGAUCCCGCUCAUCGAGUGGUACCGGCUCAGCAACAGCGGCGGCGGCAGCCUGAGCGUCACGUUUGCCGCCGCGGCCGAGUGCGACAAGUUCCGCCUCAAGCUGACCAAGACGGCAAGGGCCAGGCCUGGCAGCGGCUUUGCCGUGGCGCACGCGCCGCUCGUCCGCGGCGCGAGGAAAGACGAGAGUGAGAUCGGUGACUUGUGA